AAGUUUUUGUGAUAACGACAUAGACAUGUCCGUCUAGCCCAUAUGAACUUUUAUUUUAGAAGAUCGCAUGGCCUUGACUACUUGAUCUUUAAGCCCCGGCCCAUAAUAAACAUAUUAUCUAAUGGGCUUUAGAAACCUUAUCCCCUUUCCCGGGUUGUUACCGGGGUUUCAGUUGAGAAGCCCAACGUGAAUCUCCAAAUUUAGCUAAAAAGAAGUGGCAGUUUUGGCUCUCUUUUCUCCUACUGAACCCAAGAGACACACACAGUUACAAAAAGUUAAUGGCAGCGGUAGGAUUGUCAUCCUUAUCCUGCCCUUACAAGCUUGAUUGCGGUUAUGAGCAAUUGAAUUCAGUUCAUAAGCUUUGGAUCUUCUCCAUCGACAGCCAAUUAGGACAUGCUUUGGACCUCCACCAAAGAAGAAAAGGAAGAAGUCAAAAACUGGUUAUAUAUGAUGAAGAUGAUGGUGAUGAAGAAGAAGAAGAACUUGAACCAGAUGCAGGCAUAAUACUGGAGGUAGUGACCAACAGAAUGAUGAACAGGAUGGGGUUCAAAGUAGGGGUCCCACUGUUUAUAGGACUCUUGUUCUUCCCAUUCUUCGACUAUCUCAAAGUUGUUUUGAAAUUUGAUGUGCCUACAUGGGUGCCCUUCAUUGUUUCAUUCAUCUUCUUUGGGACUGCUCUCUUGGGAGUCAGUAAUGGUAUUGUAUCCUCCAGUUGGGAACCAAUGAGGGAAGGCUCGCUCUUGGGAUGGAAUGAGGCUCAGAAGAACUGGCCUGUCUUUUGGCAAUCUCUCCGCGGUGGAUCACAAAAGAAGUAGAACUUACUCCUUCCAUUUUCUCUUCAACUGAAUCAUAUAUUCUUCUUCUCUUUAGUUUUUUCUCCUUUCUUUUGUAUAUUUGAAAAAGUAGAGUUUGAUGCUACAUGCCCAAUAACAAGCAAGUCACUGGCAAUAUAAUAGUUAGUUCUAU
Rubroshorea leprosula is the source of this 966-nucleotide messenger RNA. The record is from the annotation of a GenBank genome assembly. Lineage: Eukaryota; Viridiplantae; Streptophyta; Magnoliopsida; Malvales; Dipterocarpaceae.